This is a messenger RNA of Acanthosepion pharaonis, 2511 nucleotides long. NCBI's taxonomy places the organism in Eukaryota, Metazoa, Mollusca, Cephalopoda, Sepiida, Sepiidae. The record is from the annotation of a GenBank genome assembly.
AUGGGACUAAGCUUCGUUUUCAGUCUCAACUGUCUAAAAACCUUGGAGCUAACCAGUGACACUGAAGCUCCAGUAUCGACAAGGGCCUUCACCUUCUUGCCUCCCAGCAACACAUUACAAGUGAAGUCUGGCCCUUCCUUCAGAAAACAGUAUACCUGUGCCUUUCUCCUUCCCGUAUGUUCUCUCCCUUUCUCUCGCUUCCUCGACAACCGAGACAUGGGAGUUGGUGACAGGAGUUCAACUUUUUCUAGGGGCUCCCAUUUCUGUCUAGGGGCCCUCCAGGCAACCCAUUUCUCCCCUCUAUUCGAGUUAGGGUUGUUCCAUUCAGUGUGGUCCAUCUUACUCCUGCGAGGACAGGUUCGUCUCAGGGGACCUGCUCCACCACGGCGCCAACACCUUCGCUCCUUACAACUUGCCAAAAACGUCUUGUCAACUACCACUUUCCCACGAGAAGAGAGACCGAUGACAGAACAAAAGGAAAAAUACUUAACACAGUGGUGGCGCUUCAGUUGCGUACAAAGUCAACAAAGUCGAAACAAGAUCAACAAUAUUACUGGCAGAUCUAAGUGCAAUGAGCAAACAAAGGAAACCGUGUUUUGUUUCUUUUUCCUCCUUCUUUUGCUUCCUUCUCUUUUCCUCCUUAUGUCUCUUUUAGACCAAUAUAGUCCGAAGACUAGAGUCCUUUCUAGUCUUACUUGGUCCCAACUGGAGAAAACAAAUGCAACCUUCUCUCUUCUUUCAGAAGGCCGUGGUUUGCAGUGUGAAGGUAUCUAUCGAAUAUCUGGAGUGAAAUCAAAAGUACAGAUGUUGAAGGAAGCCUACAAUGAUGGAGUUCCUGCUUAUUUAUAUGAACAUGAACCAAAUGUAGUUGCCAGUUUAUUGAAACAGUUUCUUCGAGAAUUACCAGAACCAGUUUUAACUACAGCUCUCAUGCCCAAAUUUGAAGAAGCUUCAAUUAUUAAGAAUGAUGCAAAAUGCAUUGAACAGUUUCAAGCUUUGAUUGACAUGUUACCAACCUGUAAUCGCUUGCUGCUUUCUUGGAUGAUAGUUCAUAUGACACACAUUAUCAAAAGGCAAAAAGAAAAUAAAAUGAGUUUGCAAAAUGUAUCCAUUGUAUUAAGUCCUACAAUGCAAAUCAGUCAUCGUGUGCUGAAUGUUCUAUUCUCCCAUGUGAAGGCACUUUUUAAUGACACCUGCAUUAAGAAAUACAUACCACCUUUGAAGCCAGCAACAUCUCGUUGGUCUUUAGAACUUCCUGAUAAUCUUUGUGCUCUUGAAGAAGAAUUAGCUAAGCAAGAAUCUCUGCUUGACCAAUUACAUGAGGAACUUAAUGCUGGUGUGGAAGAUACGUCCAAAAAUGAACAACUCUGGGAAGUACAGCGUGUUGUUACUCAACUCAAGAGAAAGAUUAAAUUUGCUCGGAAAGCAAUGGAAGCUGCUGAGAAAAGAAAAAAAGAAAUUGAACAACAAAAGCGUGUUGCUUCUGUUCAUGAAGAAGAUGAAGAAUUAAAAUUAGAUUUGCAAGAAAUCCCCAGUCAUCCCAGUGGAGCUACAGAGAUACCGGAGACCCAAGAAAUAGAUAAUGUAAUCCAACCAACUGAAGCAGAUCCUGCAACAAAUUACUUGGAUAAAGCAACAAAUGAAGAUGUUGCUGUUGCUAUGCUUACUUCAACUUCUGUGAUAGAUUCUCAGCAACAGACAACAAAGCAAGUUAUUGUGCCUGCUGUGUCUGUCCCCUGUGUUACAUUGGAGCAACCUGCUCAAGGAAAUGUGGAAGUUGAAGCUAGUGCUGGUGAUAAUAUCAACAGUAAUAAAUACAAACUAGAAGUAGGAACUGAUGGAAACGACAAUACCCAAACUCUUACAUCCGUUCAAGUGCAUAUACAUAACAAUAUAACCACCAACGCAAAUACAGUAUUAGAACCUUUAGCUCCUUCAACAGAAAAAGAAAGGCCUGAUUUUCAAGCUGAUGUUGAGGUCUAUGUGCCUACAGAAACUUCUGUUGUAUUACCAGCAAACAUCAAUGAUAUUAUUAAUGAAACUGAUUUCAUGUUUGAUGAGGAACUGCUCCAAUUACUGGAAGAAGAAGAAGCACUCAAACUUGAAGAAGAAGAGUUGUUAGCAAUAAGUGACGAACUUCACCAGAAAAUUGAAACUGAACAAAGUGAAAUUGAGCGUCUUCACCAAGAAAUUGUAGAAUUACAAUAUUUACGACAAGAUUCUGAUUUGGAUGAUAUGAGUUCAAGUUCUGAAAGCAGCUAUGAAAGUGAGGAUGAAGAUGAACUGCAAGAAAUUUUGAACCAACUUAUUAGAGACAAUGAACUUCUUGAGAAAAAGAAUACAGAACUAUGUCAGAAAAUACAUGAAGAAAGAAUGAUUUGUUUGGAUGUGAAGGUUCGAAUUCGACUUUUACAACAAAAGCAGCAGGAUCCAAAUUACACUACUAGUGGAGGAGGAAAUGCAUCAACGACCACAGGAACUGGUAGUGUUGAAAGCAAUGCACUUCCAUGA